Durusdinium trenchii is the source of this 5835-nucleotide messenger RNA. NCBI's taxonomy places the organism in Eukaryota, Dinophyceae, Suessiales, Symbiodiniaceae. The record is from the annotation of a GenBank genome assembly.
GUUGCAGUCAUAAGCACCUGUUUCAGACAACGAUGGUGAAGCGAAGAGCAGAAGAAGAGGAGGCAUUCGAAAGAAGCCAAAAGAAAACGAGACGAAGUGAUGAAGCGGAGCAAGGUGAAAACGAAGAUGAGCCGAAGGUGAAAAAGGUGAAAGAAAAAGGAACAAAAGGUGCAAAAGGAAAAAAAGCGGAACACGUUGAUGCGGAAGAAGGCCAAAUGGAAGAAGAAAUCUCUAGUCGAGUGCGAAGAUUGGGAGCAGCACAUUUGUGCGAGGGUUCCCUGAUGAUUGGUGCUGUGCGUGACGUCACCGAGGAGGAGCUAACACUCAAUCUCCCAUACAACUUGCUUGCGUAUGUUCAGCGCAGCGAGGUUGAAAGCUGUGGGGGAAAGAUGGGCUGCUUUGAAUCGGGUGAUCUGGUGUCGGCUGUGAUCUUGGGCGCCUUAGGUGCAAAGAAGACCCGACUGGAAGCUUCAUUGCGGCCCAGCCUGGUGAAUGCGGGGUUGGCAACAAGCACAACAAAGCACGGUUUGAAGAAGCACAUGUGGAUCUCAGCGGUAGUUCUUGAAGAAGAGGAGCAUGUGUUCAAAUUGGAUUUGGGACUCGCACCGCAUUUCACCGGCGUCCUCUCAAAGGCGACGGAGACAAAAGUUGGGAAGAUCUUGAUGGUGAUGGUGCAAACGGUGAACUCGAAUGGUUUGGUGACAUGUAGUGGUAGCAACGGUAGCAACAGCUCAAGUUCGCCCUUGAAGAGCGAGGUGACAGACCUGAGCCUUUUGAAGCCGGGGCUUUUGGUUUCGGCGCGGGUCCGUUCGGUGGCUGAAGAGGGUCUGGUGGUGAACUUCUGUGGACUCACGGGAGUCAUUCACAAGCAUCACCUGGGAGUGGAGAAAGACGAGUCGAAAGAGUCGAAAGACGAGGACGGAGACGCGAAGGAUUCCCCUUUCGUGAAGAAUCAGCAGCUUCUGGGGCGAGUUCUGGCGGUUCUUCCUGCGGCCCCGCCCAUCCCACCGAUCGUGCAGCUCACAUUGCUUCCGCAUUUGGUGGAAUGGUUGCCUGCAGAUCUUGAGAAACAGGCGGUAGGAGACCGUUUAGAGGGAGAAAUCUUAGAUUUUCAGCGCAAGUAUGGAUGCCGCGUCCGUUGCAAGACGGAGGGCAUGAUCGGCUUCUGCCCCAUGUCAAAGCUGGCAGAUCAAGAUCAAGACGUCGCCGCCGCUUCCGUGGUCGAUGGACAAGUGGCACAAUACCGAGUUUUGUCGUACAACUUUUUGGAAAACACCUUGGUUUUGACUCGAAGACCUGCAGACCUUUUGGAAAACACCUUGGUUUCCGUCACGGAGCUGGUGCCUGGUCAGCUGGUCACUGGCACUGUUUCCAAGGUUGCAGACCACGGAAUUCAUGUGAAGCUGAGCAGCUAUGUCACGGGGCAUGUUCACCUUCGACAGCUGACAGACGUGCCACUGGCCUCGGUUCCAAAACGGCUCAGCGUCGGUUCCAAGGUGAAGUGUCGUGUACUGCACGUUCACCAGGCGAGAAGGCAGCUGACCUUGACAGCCAAGAAGUCCUUGGUGCAGAGCGACUUCCAAUUGACCAGCAAUUCCUCGGCCAUGCUCAACAUGGUUCUGAUAGGAUACGUGAGCUCAAUUCAUGACUAUGGUGCUAUGGUCAGCUUCUAUGGUGGUGCCAGAGGUUUGAUCCCCAAGAAGGACAUGGAGGCAGAAGAAGCUCCUGCUCUUGGAAUGGCCGUCAAGUGCCGUGUGGUAAAUGUUGACCGCAAGACUUCGACUUGUCGCAUCCUUCUGUCCUUGAACUUGGAGAAUGGUCUCUCAGCUGCUGACAUGGAGGUGAAGGAUGUUUCUGUAGCUCGAACUGGCUCUGUGGUGAAGGUCAAGGCAAUCCACGCUGGUCCUGAUGGCAUUGUAGUGAAAUUCGGGGAGAUGGAUGUGCGAGAAGGGACGGGAGGAGGCUCGGGAGGACUUGGUUACAUUCCAAUUCCACAUUUGUCCGAUGACUUGGACGUUGCCAAGAGCAAAUACCGCAAGAUUUCAGCAGAGGUGCCGUGCGGAGAAUUGAGCCAGGCGGCACUUAGUUCAUCAACUUUCAAGCUCCAUGAACGAGGUGUUGUUUUAGCACGAGGCCAUAUCCCAGGCUACACUAAGGAUGCAGUUGAGAAGCAAGCUGCCUUUGUCCUGAUAUCUUUAAAACAAUCACUGGUUCUGGCAUCUCAAGCUGGUUCGUUCGUGAACCAGGUGGCUGAUCUCCAGGAAGGGCGCUUCUACUCGGGCUACGUCAAGGAAGUUCGAGACUUUGGGGCCUUGAUUUGUGUCGGCAGCUGGAGGCUUGCAGGAGUGGCACACAAGUUUGAGCUCGCCAAUCGCUUUGUCGAAGAUGCCGGCUCUGUCGUGUCUGCCGGCCAAUCCGUCAGGGCCCUUGUGAAGAAUGUGGAUACACAGAAACAUCGCUUCGAAGCAGAUCUGCGACCCACAGCUGUCACUGACAAAACACUCUUGGAGAGAGAGGCAGAGGCGCUUCGCCUGUCUUUGACAGAGAGAAACUUGGAGGAAAUCUUUCCGAAAGGAAAAAGCGGAAAGACUCUUCUGCCGGGGUCUAUGGUCCAUGCAGAAGUGACAAAGAUCGAAGCCUAUGGUUUAGUUCUGUCCGUCAAGGGCAUCACUGCAGUCGCUUUGAAAGAAAACAUGCCCAUGAAAGAACUGAAGGGCAUGACCGUCGGAAAGUCAUUGAGAUGUACGAUUUUAGAUUUUAAUGCCGAAACGGGCAUUCUUGACGUCUCUUUACAGCCUGAGCUUCUCGAGAAGCAUGGCAAGCCACAGAAGGGAAUGGAACUCUCUGUCCUUCCUGCCUUAUCGAAGAAGUCAUAUGUGAUUUGUUGGAGUCCCAAGCCUGCCGCGGUCCUCUUUGCGCCACCCUAUACACCAAGCACCUGGAAGGUUCCAUUGAAGACGCUUCUGCACAGUGCUGAAUCCCCCAUGGUGAUUUUCUGUCCUUGCCAACCCAAGGACAAGAAGGACAGGUGGGGAGCGAUCCCACGCAUCAGUCGUCCAGAAGAAGAACUUCAAAUUGGAAGUCCUGUGAAGAUGCGGGUGCGCAGUAUCCGAGGUUUGCAAGUCUUGUGCGCGGCCCCUGUGAAUUUGCAGGGCCAUGUGCAUGCCACUCAGCUCGUGGAUGUGGGCGAGCCGGGCUCGGAAUGCCACCCAGCCAUGCCUUUGCAGAACUUUGGUCGCCCGACGAAGGAUGCUGGCAUCAUUGAGGCGCGCAUUCUCCGAAUGAAGCAGAGGUCGCAGAAGAAGGUGAAGAUUUGGCACUUAGAGUUGACCUGCCGUCCCUCCCUACAACUGAAAGACAAUAUUGAUUCCUAUGAAAAGGCCUUGAUCCGAUGGUCCACGUUGAAGCCGGGCAUGGUCGUCGCGGCGGCGGUUCUGUCGGUACAGAAGAAGCUCCUGUGGAUGGAAGUCGCUCCGGGCAUCCGCGGCCGCGUCGGAGUCCUGGACUGCUCCGCGGACCUCGCCGUCUUGCAGUCUCUCUCCGAGCACUUUCAGGUGGGUCAGGUCCUUUCAGCUCGAGUGCUCCACGUCAAGAGUUCGCAAAAGGAACUCGACCUCUCCUUACUGCCAAGUGAGAGUGAAGAAAGCGGACGGAUUUGCGUUGGGCGGCUGAAUAAACUGAACGAGACGAAUGCGUCCGCGGCUUCGGCCACCGUGCAGUUGCCGGGCAGACGUUGGGGUUCGGUGCACAUGACGGAACUCUUCGACGUUUGGGCCAAGCAGCCGACGAAUCGCUUGAAAGUGGGAUCCCUUGUUCCCGUGAAACUCCUGUCGACUCCAGACGACUCCGAGCCGAACGAGUCGAAAAAGAGUCUACAAAGUAAGCGGUGUGAGGUGAGUUUACGAUGGAGCCAAGUGCAAGGCACCAAAGAAGCUGAAGAGGAGCAACGGUUCUUUUCGGUCAAGGAGUUGAAGGAGUCAGGCGCCAAGAAAGUCUCAGGCUAUGUUUCUUCCUCCGGGCCGUUUGGCGUUUUUGUGGCUUUGAGCCGAACUCUGACCGGGCGGAUCAAACUGAAAGCUUUGAGCGAAACACAUGUCAUGAAAGAGGCCGUGGCAAAGUUGUAUCCACCAGGCUUGCUCCUUCGUGAUAUCACAGUGGUUGAAUUGAAUGAAGAAACAGACCAAGUAGAGUUGUCUUUAAGAGAUUCAACAGGAAACACGCUUACUGCUGAGCAGCUUUCAGUUGGAGACAUCGUCUCAGGGAAGGUGAAAGCGGUUGAGUCCUUUGGUCUCUUUGUUCGUUUGGAGAAUUCUACCAUUGAUGCCUUCGUGCACAAGUCUGAAAUUUCAGACUCAGCUUCAACGGCAGUGACUUCAUACAAAGUCGGCACCAAAGUUGCUGGCAAAAUCGUGAAGAUUGAUGGCCACAAAGUCGGGCUUACGAUCAAACCAUCUGAAAUGGAGGGUGUGGAGGAUGCAUCUGACUCGGAUUUGCAAGAGUUCCUUACAAAGUCGGGCACCAAAAGGAAGGUUGAGAAAGUCGAAAAACAGAAACAGCUCAAGAAGGCAAAGAAAACAAGGAAUGCGAAGCAAAGCGAACCAGAGGAGCCAGAAGAGCCAGAGGAGCCAGAGGAACCAGAAGAACCUUGGAAGCCUUUGCCGAAAGCAUCUUCUGCCGCUUUUGAGUUCGCGGACUUCAAGGUCGAUGCUGCCAGCUCUUCAGAUGCGUCGGAGCAUGAAGAGGACGGGAAAGACCUGAAGCUCUCGAAAAGGCAGAAGAAAGCCCAACGGAAAGAGGAGCAAAUCGAUUUACAGAAGCGAGAGGCUGAGAAUGCUGACGGCCAAUGGGAGUACAACCCUCGAAGUGUGGAAGACUUUGAGCGGCUUCUUCUCACGAAGGGCGACACUUCCGUUGUUUGGAUCCGUUAUAUGGCCUUUCACUUGAAGAUGAGUGAUUUGGAAAAGGCUCGGCAGGUGGCCGAACGUGCGGUGAAGCAUGUUGGCUUCUCCGAGAGCAAAGAGCGCUUCAACGUGUGGGUGGCCUAUUUGAACUUGGAGUGCACCUUCGGCACGGAGAAGACCUCCGAGGCGGUGAUCCAAAGGGCCACACGUCACAACGAUGCCAAGCAGGUCUACAUGCAGCUGGCCAGGAUCCACGAGCGAAACAAGAAAACGCACUUGGCCGUGAAAGCCUACGAGACCUGCACGCGCAAGUUCCCCCAAUCCAAAAAGGUUUGGAUUGCUUUCCUCACGUUUCUCUACCAGAAUGGCGACUCAGAGGGUGCCCGGAAAGUGCUUCCAAAAGGCCUCUCUGCCUUACCACGACGAAAACAUCCAUUGGUGGUGUCAAGAGCAGCCAUCCUGGAGUAUCAGAACGGCUCUCCAGAUCGGGGGCGCAGCAUUUUGGAAGGUCUUCUUGACAGCUAUCCCAAACGGACAGAUUUGUGGUCAGUAUACUUCGACGCUCAGAUCAAAGCCCUGACGCCGCCGAAAGUUCCAGUGCCGGACUUCAAGGAAAUUCGCUCUUUGUUUCGGCGGUGCUCAGUCAUGUCGCUGAAAGCGACGAAGAUGCGUUUCUUCUUCAAACGAUGGCUCGACUUCGAAACCAAGUGGGGUGAUGAGCAAAGUCAAGAAGAAGUCCGCCAAAAAGCAAGGGACUAUGUGGAGAGCCAAGCCUGAGAGCUGAAAAACGCUGAAGCAUCAUGAUUGUCAGCUCUGAGUCAGCUCACGCCUUUACAUCAAAUCCCAGCCGUGGCAGCCGUUCUCUCACUUCUCUCACCGCCUCAUGUCUCGUUUCACCGCAGUAAGGCUGCACAGUCUGCAAACCUGCGCGGAA